This is a messenger RNA of Colletotrichum truncatum, 1116 nucleotides long. RefSeq names its product Protein disulfide-isomerase erp38. Gene Ontology annotation, cellular component: endoplasmic reticulum. The record is from RefSeq and is a predicted model, not a curated record. Gene Ontology annotation, biological process: protein folding. Lineage: Eukaryota; Fungi; Ascomycota; Sordariomycetes; Glomerellales; Glomerellaceae. Gene Ontology annotation, molecular function: protein disulfide isomerase activity.
AUGGUUGUUCUCAAGAGCUUCGUGCUCGGUGCUCUGGCAGCUACCGUCGCCGCCAAGUCUGCGGUGCUUGAUCUCAUCCCCUCCAACUUUGACGAUGUCGUCCUGAAGUCCGGCAAGCCCACCCUCGUCGAGUUCUUCGCUCCUUGGUGUGGCCACUGCAAGAACCUCGCACCCACCUACGAGGACCUUGCCCAUGCCUUCGAGUCCUCCAAGGACGUCCAGAUCGCCAAGGUCGACGCCGACGCCGAGCGUGACCUGGGCAAGAGAUUCGGAGUUCAGGGCUUCCCUACUCUCAAGUGGUUUGACGGCAAGAGCGACAAGCCCACCGACUACAACGGCGGCCGCGAUCUCGAGAGCCUGAGCAACUUCAUCACCGAGAAGACCAGCGUCAAGCCUCGCAAGAAGUACACACCGCCCAGCGCCGUGGACAUGCUCACCGACAAGAGCUUCGAGACUACCAUCGGUGGCGACAAGGACGUCCUUGUUGCUUUCACUGCUCCUUGGUGCGGACACUGCAAGAACCUCGCCCCCACCUGGGAGACCCUUGCUCAAGACUUUUCCCUUGAUGAGGGUGUCGUGAUUGCCAAGGUAGAUGCUGAGGCCGAGAACAGCAAGGGCGUUGCCGCUGCUCAGGGCGUCUCUUCCUACCCCACCAUCAAGUUCUUCCCCAAGGGCUCCAAGGAGGGCGAGCUCUACACUGGCGGCCGUAAGGAGGACGACUUCGUCAACUUCAUCAACGAGAAGGCUGGUACCAACCGCGCCCCUGGCGGAAGCCUCAACGCCGUUGCUGGCACUAUUGCCGCCCUCGACAAGAUCGUCGCCAAGUACAUCAGUGGCACCAGCCUUGCUGAUGCCGCUGCUGAGGCUAAGAAGGAGGCCGAGUCCCUGAAGGAGAAGGCUCAGUACAAGUACGCCGAUUACUACGUUCGCGUCUUCGACAAGCUUAACAAGAGCGACGGCUACACCAAGAAGGAGCUUGCCCGCCUGGAGGGCAUCCUCGCCAAGGGCGGCCUUGCCCCCGCUAAGCGUGACGAGAUCACCAGCAAGACCAACAUUCUGCGCAAGUUCCUUGAGAAGGUCGGCGAGAAGGUCGCUGAUGCUAAGGAGGAGUUGUAA